AGUAGCUAGGCCCAUUCGCAAUUAAGCAGAACCCACCAGCAGUACUAAAUAGCUCGCUCUGGGAUCUUCCCUGUUCCCAAUUGUAAUCUCGGGAACAAACCGAAAUGGGUAAAGAUACAAAUGGUUCUCUGCCGGAGAAGGGAAAACAUGUAGAGGAAGAGAAGAAAUCAAAGGGGAAAGGUGGAGACAAUUCAGGCUCGGAAUCUGAGGAAGAUAGAAAAAACAGUAAAACCAAGAGGAAAUCCCGGGGGAACUCCGAUUCCGAUUCGUCGUCCGAGUCUGAGUCCGAGGCUGGUGGAGAGCGGAGGGUCAGCAGCAGAAGGAAGAAAGAGAGGAGAAAAUCUGAUAGGAAGUCACGGAAGCGGUUCAGCAGCGACGAUGAAGAUUCGGAUUCUACUUCAGCUUCGGAGUCGGAGUAUUCGUCUGAGUAUUCGGAUUCGGAGGAGAGCGAGAGCGAAGAAGAGAGGAGGAGGAGGAAGAGGAAGCAGCGGAGGAGGAGAGAGCGGGAUGAGGAGCGGGAGAGGGAGAGGGAGAGGAAGAGGAGGAGGAGAGAGAAGGAAAAGAAGAGCAGGAGGAGAGAAAGGGAGCAGGAGAGAGACAGGAAGAAGAAGAGGAAAGAGGAGAAGAAAAAGAAGAAAAAAGAGAAAUUGGAGAGAGGGAAAAGAGGCGCCGUCACUAAUUCUUGGGGAAAGUAUGGGAUCAUCAGAGAAACUGACAUGUGGAACAAACGACCAGAGUUCACAGCAUGGUUAGCAGAAGUAAAGCAGGUGAACCUGGAAAGUCUGCCCAAUUGGGAGGAAAAACAAAUGUUCAAAGAGUUCAUGGAGGAUCACAACACUGCAACUUUCCCUUCCAAAAAAUAUUAUAACCUUGAUGCUUAUUACAAGCACAAAAUGGAAAAGGAACAGAAAAAGGGUAUCAAAAAGGUCUUGGAGACAGAGCGUACUGUAUUUAAUGAUGAGGAACAACGUCGGUUAGAGCUGCAACAAGCACGUGAAAAGCACAAGGAAGAACAAGUGGAAGCUUUGAAGCAGUCUAUGCAGGGUGGAAUGGCACAGGCAAUGAGAGAGCAAGCUCAGCUGAGGGAAGAGAUGGCGUACCAAUACAAGCUUGGCAAUUUCGAGGCUGCAGCUGCUAUUCAAAGAAGAUUGGACCCAGAUGUUGCCAUGUGAUACCAAUGGCCAUUUUUUUUUUAAAAUCUACUACUCGAUGCAGUUUAUGUAGACAUUGCCGAGUAAUAAGCUGCAUUUGGGUCUCUACUUGGCCAAGCAUCAAACGAAAUUCCCUACUUGUAGGAUAUCAAGAACAAGGCAGCUGGAUUGAUUUUAGGUUAAACUAUUUUCUAGAAUGCAUUUUCAUCUCCCAUUUUUGCAGGUCUGUGGGAAUACAUUGCUUUAGUUGACAUCAAUAUGCUUAUUAUCUAUGCAAUCACUGGAAUUUUCACACA
This is a messenger RNA of Carica papaya (papaya), 1447 nucleotides long. RefSeq names its product nucleic acid-binding protein. Lineage: Eukaryota; Viridiplantae; Streptophyta; Magnoliopsida; Brassicales; Caricaceae. The record is from RefSeq and is a predicted model, not a curated record.